Molecule: messenger RNA, 982 nt
Organism: Coregonus clupeaformis (lake whitefish)
Lineage: Eukaryota; Metazoa; Chordata; Actinopteri; Salmoniformes; Salmonidae
Product: cytochrome b-c1 complex subunit Rieske, mitochondrial
Exons: 2
Coding region: 86-862 (258 amino acids)
Biological process (GO): mitochondrial electron transport, ubiquinol to cytochrome c
Cellular component (GO): membrane
Molecular function (GO): quinol-cytochrome-c reductase activity; 2 iron, 2 sulfur cluster binding
Source: RefSeq, a predicted model, not a curated record
GAGCUGCCAAUAAAGGGAGGAACUCACUGGUCUUUUCAAAGGUCGGUGUGUCCCCAACCGAGUUAAGUUGCUGGUUCGGAUAAAGAUGCUGUCCUUAGCCGCUCGUUCCGGGGCUUUGUCCCCGUACUUGCAGGCGACCAAUGUAGCUGUGAAUGGAUCCCUCAAAGCUCUGCUCCCCGGAGCCAUGAAGGGAGAUUCACUGCUGAAAUCCAGCUCAAAGACGGCGCCCGCUAUUUCAGCUUGCGUCAGUGCUCCUGGUGGAAUUCGCAUGGCCCACACAGACAUCAAGGUCCCAGACUUCUCUGACUACCGUCGUCCUGAGUUGCUGGACCCCAAGAAGUCCUCUCAGGAGAGCAGCGAGUCCAGGAAGACCUUCUCCUACCUGGUCACUGGGGCCACAGCCGUGGUGGGCGUCUACACAGCCAAGACAGUGGCCACCCAGUUCAUCUCCUCCAUGAGCGCCUCAGCCGACGUGCUGGCCAUGUCCAAGAUCGAGGUGAAGCUGGGAGAGAUCCCAGAGGGCAAGAACAUGACCUUCAAGUGGAGGGGCAAGCCUCUGUUCAUCCGCCACCGGACUGAGAAGGAGAUUGCCACAGAGGAAGCCGUGGAUAUGGCCAUGCUGCGUGACCCCCAACACGACAAGGACCGCGUAGCCAACCCCAAGUGGAUUAUCGUGAUCGGUGUCUGCACCCACCUGGGCUGUGUGCCCAUCGCCAACGCCGGAGACUACGGAGGCUACUACUGCCCCUGCCACGGCUCCCACUACGACGCCUCAGGGAGGAUUAGGAAGGGACCCGCGCCUCUCAACCUAGAGGUGCCCUAUUACGAGUUCCCAGAUGACGACACAGUUGUUGUGGGAUAGAUGCUCGCACUCCAUUACCUCCCUCUCUAGUAUGUUUUUUCAAAUGGGUCUGUCUGAGAACUUGGGUGAAAAAGACCGGUUACUAAUACUCUUUGACUAAUAAAGGGACACUUAAAAUAA